Molecule: messenger RNA, 1182 nt
Organism: Camponotus floridanus (Florida carpenter ant)
Lineage: Eukaryota; Metazoa; Arthropoda; Insecta; Hymenoptera; Formicidae
Product: ceramide-1-phosphate transfer protein
Exons: 4
Coding region: 224-859 (211 amino acids)
Biological process (GO): ceramide transport; intermembrane lipid transfer
Cellular component (GO): cytoplasm; cytosol; membrane
Molecular function (GO): ceramide 1-phosphate binding; ceramide 1-phosphate transfer activity
Source: RefSeq, a predicted model, not a curated record
UCGAUCUUGGAAAUGACGCUGUCAUUGUUGACCACGUCAUGCCUAACCACCUGCCGCAAUUGUAAUAACGGGCAGUCAGAAUUAGUGGCAGAUUAUGUAAUUGUACAGUUUAAUUUUUCGAAGGCUAUGAAAUCGAAGGAGAUAACGCGAGUUAUCGUAUCGUUGGCGCAGAAGCAGACUCGAUAACUCGAAUAGGCAUUUGGUUGAGUGCAAACGCGACAGAAUGGCGGAGGGACCGGAAUUAACUUUCUUCGAUUUGCGUACGGUGCACGAUCACUUCGACCAAGCUCUCACGGAAAAUGAUGAUAUCGUUUUGAAAGCGUAUCUAGACGCUUACAAUGAACUCUACAAAUUUUUUCAACUAAUGGGCAGUGUCUUUAGUUUUGUUUCUUCUGAUCUGAAGCAAAAGAUAGACAUCCUGUCUAAUUUGUUAAACAAAGAUGAUGAGCAGUAUGUCACUGUCAAAUCUAUGAUUGAGUACGAGAAGGAAAACAAACUGCUGGAAAAAUCUGACUUUGUCAAUGGCGCACGUACUUUAUUACGACUACAUAGAGGUUUAGACUUUAUUAGAGAAUUUUUGCGGCAACUGGGUGAUCUCUCAGAUGGUGACAAAACAUCUAGUUGUUGUCAGGAAGCAUACAAUAAAACCCUGGCAAAGUAUCAUCCAUGGGUGAUCCGGAAGGCUGCGAUAGUUGCCAUGUAUGCUAUGCCUAAUAGAGAGGCUCUAUUAAAAAAGGUCUGUGGUGAAAAUGUUCAACGCAACAUAGAUAUUCUGCCAAAAAUGUUGGAGAUCACUGCCGAUGUGUAUAAUCGUACUGAUAGCAUUUAUGAAACUUAUCAGCUGCAUGCUCUACCGUAAGUGAUUGUAGCAAAUAUAAAAAUGAUACAUUCAUUCGCACGAUAUUUCUAGUUUCUCGAAGCACCGCACGCGACAUUCCAUAUUCUCAAGAUAUUGUGAUAUUAUUGUGGUAUAAGAUAUUGUACAAUUAGUACUAUUGAUAUAAUAAAUAAGCACAUCCAAUUUUGAAGGAAUAUAUAUUACAUUACGCGCGAUACUUACACACUUAUUAUACGUACUGACAACGUACAAAUAAUAGUCAUAUAGAUUAAAUAAGAUGUAUUACACAAUCUUGUCAUUUUAGCUAUGUAUGCAUUAUUAUAAGCGCAAAAUUGAUUUUACUG